Diaporthe batatas is the source of this 1211-nucleotide messenger RNA. RefSeq lists its product as uncharacterized. Bases 77 to 1033 code for a protein of 318 amino acids. Gene Ontology annotation, biological process: nucleotide transport; folate import into mitochondrion. Gene Ontology annotation, cellular component: mitochondrion. The record is from RefSeq and is a predicted model, not a curated record. NCBI's taxonomy places the organism in Eukaryota, Fungi, Ascomycota, Sordariomycetes, Diaporthales, Diaporthaceae. The transcript has 2 exons. Gene Ontology annotation, molecular function: folic acid transmembrane transporter activity; FAD transmembrane transporter activity.
CACAACAACAGCGUACAAGUAACUCCAUGUGCCAAUCGCCCUGCGGCAUGCCGUGUCAACAAAAUCCCUCGUCAUAAUGGAGAAGAAGGAUGUAGGGGGUAGCGUUGAACUCAUCGCCGGUUUCGCGGGAGGCAUUGCCUCGUCGCUGGCCACGCACCCGUUGGAUGUCAUUAAGACGCGUCUGCAGGUGCAUCAGUCCAAACCAGGCUCGACGAAUUCGCGGCCGCUCACUACCAUUGACGUCGCCCGGAGCUUCAGAAAGGCCAAGAACCCGCUCACCGCGGCUUACCGUGGCGCAUCCAUCAGCCUGGUCGCCAACUCUGCGUCGUGGGCCUGUUUCUUUCAGUUCAAAGACAUGUUCGAGCGCCAUAUUGUCUCCCAAGGGUACCAUGGCAUGACCUCGGGCAAGAAGCCAAACAACAUGGGCUACUUCGUCUCCUCGGGCCUCGCGGGCAUCGCAACCUCGUGCAUCACGAACCCGCUGUGGGUCAUCAGGACGCGCAUCACGUCCACCGCCAGGGAGAAGGCCGGGGCAUACCCCAACAUGCGUGCCGCUGCCAUGCAUAUCUAUCAGGGUGAGGGACUCGGAGGUUUCUACAAGGGUCUGGGUAUCGCUUUCGUCGGCACCUCCCAUGGAGCCAUCCAAUUCACCAUAUACGAACGGCUGCGCAACAAGUACAUUAAGAAGCAGCAGCGGGAACACAACCAAAACCCCGAGAAACUAGCCGACGAGACCACGGUGGCCAUCUCCACCCUCUCCAAGGUGGUCGCUCACGUGGCUACAUUUCCGCAUACGGUCGUGAGGAACCGCCUCCAGAACCAGAGUGACACCAGCACCUACGGAAAAGGCAUCCUCGGCGUCGGGAGGAGGAUGUGGCAGGAGAGUGGGAUCAGGCCCUUCUACAGAGGGGUGGUACCCACUGUGUUGAAGACCCUGCCGGCAACUUGCGUAAUGUUGCUCGUCGUCGAAAACCUCCGGUACUACCUGCCUCGAUGGCUCGCUGAUACCGAAGAUCGUGUUUCCCGGGAGUGAGCCUAUCUCGAGGGAGUGACGGGGAUUGCAUGUUAAGAAAGCGAAUGUGUUUUAUUGACUGGAAAGCGAAGGAAAAUCAAGAUGAUACCCUAUAGAUUUAGAUUUAGCGAACUAGACAGCACCGCUCAGGCUCAGCACAGAUAGAGGCUCAAGCAGGAAAUGCACUCUUCUUUUGUCA